AGUGAGAGAGAGACAGAGAGAAAGGUCUUCCUUUGCCGUUGGUUCACCCUCCAAUGGCUGCCGCGGCCGGCGCGCUGCGGCCGGCGCACCGCGCUGAUCCGAUGGCAGGAGCCAGGAGCCAGGUGCUUUUCCUGGUCUCCCAUGGGGUGCAGGGCCCAAGCACCUGGGCCAUCCUCCACUGCACUCCCUGGCCACAGCAGAGGGCUGGCCUGGAAGAGGGGCAACCGGGACAGAAUCCGGCGCCCCGACCGGGACUAGAACCCGGUGUGCCGGCGCCGCUAGGCGGAGGAUUAGCCUAGUGAGCCGCGGCGCCGGCCAUGGUUUGUUUUUAAGCUUUAUUAGGGUGAAUUCAGAGUACCCUUUAUGCUGGGCUAGUUUUGCAAAAAUAUGACCUCUUGCAAAAACAUGACCUCUGCAGUCUCUUCUCUUCUGGUGGCCAGUGUCCCUCCAACUGUGGCUGGUUGGAACCUGAAAGUCUUGCAGCCCUGCUGAACUCCUGCAGUUUUGUUGUGCUUACAGCUUUCUUUUGCUGGCCUUGUGAAGUUUCACCCUAUGUUGGGCAACUUGGUGUUCAGUCACAAUUAAGGAGACCCGAGUGCUGAUUUCUGGAGCUCCUGCCCCCUCUUGUUUGUCCUCCUCAGACUCUGAUCUGUUUUCUUUAGCAAGGCCCUUGUGCUCUGCUUGGGACCCGCUUCACUAGCUGUGGUCUUGAACGUGCCUCCGGGCAGCAAGCCAGGGAGGUGGGAGCACCUGUCUCAUUUGUUUUGCUUCUUCCAAGGUACAUAGUACUGUGCUACCUGCCUCCUGAAACAUUCUGAAAGUAGGAUUCUUCCUUUAUUUUACCAUGCUUUAUAGUUAUGCGAGAGUAAGCCUGGUCCUACUCUGUCUGGACAGAAGCAGAAGUUCAAUUAGAAAAAUGAUUAAAUCCCUGACACAUAUGAGCACUGGUUCAGGUACUUCAUGACUUUUUAAAAAUAUAAUGAAUCAAAAUCCAUGGUAUGAUGAGGGAGAAAAUAAUCAGGGUUAGCACAGUAAAACAGCAAUAAUAAUAGCAAUAGCAAACAUUUAGGAUUAUUUUGUGUAUAAGAUGUAUUACAUAUGUGCACAUGUAUGUAUAUUUAUAUGUAACUUAAUAUUUCUAACAAUCAUUUAGGUAAGUGUUAGUAUCUCCAUUUGCAAAGUUAGAAAAUGAAAUAUAGAAAAAUGAAACAACACAAAGUCACACAGCUAGUAAAUGGUGGAGCUAGGAUUUGAACCAGACAAUAUUGGCAAAAAAAAAAAAAAAAUGCUGCCUCAGGAACCCAGGCAAUUCCCCCCUACCAUCCAUCAUGUACUGCAUGCAGUGAAGUAGACUUGCUUUAGAAAUAUAAAAGGAUACUUCAGAAGUUCAUGAAGAAAUGAAACAAAAAGACAAAUUUAGUUCGUGUGAAAAAAUUGAAAUCGAUACAUAGUCUUUUCAGGGCUGGCGUUGUGGCGAAGCAGAAUAAGCUGCAGCCUGUGACACUGGCAUCACCUGUAAGCAUCAGUUCAAGUUUCUGCUGCUCUACUUCCGAUCCAGCUGCCUGCUAAUUUACCUGGGAAAGCAGCAGAAGAUGGCCAAGUACCCUGGCCCCUGCCACUCAUGUGGGAGACCCAGGUGGAGUUCCAGGCUCCUGGCUUCUGCCUGGCCCAGCCCCAGCUGUUAAAGCCAUCUGGGGAGUGAUUCAGAGGAUGGAAGAUCUCUCUGUCUGUCUGUCUCGCCCUCUCUCUCUGUGACUAUGCCAUUCAAAUAAAUACAUCUUAAAAAAAAUACAUAGUGUUUUCAUAGUGCAUGUUAUGCAUGGAUUUCGAUUUUUUUUUGCACCAUAAUUUUUAAUUCCAUUUUCCAUGAACUUUUUGAAGUACCUUUUGUAACACUGCACAAGAUCCAAUUUUAUUCUUUUUCUCAGCUUCCUUCCUUCUCUCCCUUCCUCCCUACUUCACUCCCUCCCUCCCUCCUUCCUUUAUCCCUCCCUUCCUUUUUGUCUCCCUCCCUUCAUCUUUUUGCUCCAAAUUCCAUUCCUGGAAGAUUAUAUAUAAAACUUUAGCUUAAAAUGAACUACCCUUCCAUCUCUUGAACACACACUCUCUGUGCCUCUCAAUCCUCUCAAUAUAUAUUUGUAGAUUUCUAUAUCUAAUCUUAAGUCUGUACCAUAUCUCUACCUCCUUACUCCACAUCCCUAUGUCUCACUUACCAGUAUCUUCAUUCUACAAAUUUCAAACUGAAUUCAUUAACUACCGGUUCAUUUAGGGAGUGUCUCUUUUUCUUAAAGAAGGUGAAAAAUUUUGGAAUAGCCUAUGAACCCUUCCUUCUAUGUCUUUUUUUAUGAAACAGGAUCCAGAACCCAUUGCACUUGCGAAAUGUGUCUUGAGAAAGUCCUUUUGCUGUUCUCGGUGCUUGAUUCAAGGCCUCCGCAGCCCUUACUGAUCUAUUGCAACAGUAACUUAACUUGACCUUCCUGUGUUUAUUGUUCUUCUAUUCUUUCUAUUCUUCAUGGUAUUUGUAGAAUUAUCAGCACAAAACUCAAGUAGAUUUGCCAAUACUGGUUAAAGCCCUACGCUGGCUCAUCAUUAUAUUCCGUCAGGAGUUAAGGGCAAGGCUUCAGAGUCUGACUGACUUGUCUUCGCUUUCCACCACUUUCUAGCCAGGAUACAUGGGAAUUUCCUACCCCUUUAGCAGUAGUUUCCUCUUCCAUAAAAUGGCCAUGAAAAUAAUUACUCCUUAUGAAGAUGUUGGUAGAAAAGCAUUAUUUCAAUGAAAUAAAAAAUGUUUAAAAUACUUAAGGGUUUUGUGCAUGCUCAAUAAAUUAUUAUAACUGUUAUCAUUUAUUGUUAAGAGAAUGGCAGUCACGACUUUCUACUAUGCCUUGCCUUGCAUUCCAGGUUUCAGAUCUGUUAGAUUAUUUGCUGAUGUGGCCCACAUAUUUUGGCUCAUGCUCUGUUGCUUCAGUGGAAACAUCUCCCCCAAACCCCAAUUGCUUGCUGAAAGAAUAUUGUGCCAUCACUCCUGGGAAACCUUUUGCGGUUAUCACAGUCAGAAUAAUUACUCUUUGGGGUUUCCUUAGUCUUAAUGAGAGAACAUGCCAUUACUUAUUCCAUUCUUCCAGCACUUGUCUUGUGCUGAGUUUGAACUCUUAAGAGUCAGAUAAACAACAAGAGCAGUGUUAGCUGUUACUGUUAUUUUUAUCAGUUGUGUACCUGUCUUGUCCUUUGAGCUCUACCAGCCUGUUACCUCCUCAAGGGCACAGUCAUCAGAUUUAUUUUUGUGUUGUCUCACAGUGCCCAGCACAGUCCUUUGUAGGUACAAGCACUCCUUGAGUGAGUGUUGAAUAUAGAGGGGGAGACUUCAGCCGUUUAGUGGAAGGAGUUGAGUGGCUGGGGUUCCAGGAGCUCCCCUUUAGAUGUUGUGGAGCCUUCUGAAGUAGUUUCUGGCCAGAGAUAGGAGCUCGGUCCUGCAUCAGCUGGACUGUAGGGCAGAAUUCUUACGUAAUAAGUGAUUUUAGUUUCUUUGCUAGCAAAGCAAGGUCAUUAUGUUCUUAAAGCACCCAAUUGUGUGAAAUAUCACUAAUGAGGCACCAUUUCUUGGUGUCAAAUACAACUUCUGCCUUUGUCCCUUUAUUUUCCCAACACCUCUUUAGAUACUUGAAAAUAAUUUAGAAAUCUUUAGGAAAAUUAAUGUAUUUUCCAGAUCCUGUUUCACAUUGGGUUUAAUAUUCUACUUCUAAAGUAUAAUAAAUGUAAAUAAGUAUGAGGUUAGCUUUUUCAGGCAUUUACCCUGCGAUCAAUGUCAGACAUGUCACUCCUUAGGAAAUCUUGAAGAAAUUCACAACAAUAAGAAAAGGUGUGUUUUCACCAUUCAUUCCCUCUUUCUUGCUUUUGUUCAGAUUUGAAUAGAUAAGUAGUUAUUGAGGAAAAUACUAUUUUAAUAUACUGUUUUACAGUAUCUGCUUUUAGGAAAGUGAUUUGCAAAGUGCUAUGUUAAAUAAUGAGGGAGUUAUAAAAAUGCCUUUUAGUAGCUACAGAUCUGGGAAAAUGUGUUCUUCCUGCUUGGUGUUAGAUCUUUGAAACAAUAAUGUUAAAUUACAACAUUUUUAUCUGAGCUAGCUUGGUAGCUCUAAAUAAUGCCCAAUAAUGAAAAUGUAUUGGUAAAAUAGUAAUUCUAUGAAUCUUUCAGAUAUAAAUACUGAUUCAACUUGGACUAUACAAAAUAAUUAAUGAAAGGCAGAAAGAAAAAAAUAAGGUGAUUGAAGACAGUGUUGGUGUUUAAAGAUUUCUAGGUAAUGGCCCUUUCCCAAGUGAUAUAUAUAUAUGAAAUGAAAGCUGAAACACCGGACACCAGGGGAAGCAGUACCACCACAUACAUUACAAAUAUGUGAUCCAAUGGAAAUAUCCCUAAAAAUUGAAACCAGUGUGAAGUUUUCCAUUGGUUCUUUCUACAGAAACAUCAAUGCAUCUUCUUUGUCUCCAUUCCUGAUAUAGGCCUCUGUACUCUGACCACUCCCCCUCCCUCCCAUGUUGAAUAACUGUAUUUUAUUAAGUCCAACAACAUCUGAGCAAGGGAGAUUAUUCUUCAGGCCACAGACCACGCGUAUGCUGUGCAUAUGGAUUCACAGAAGCCCGAAAACCACUCCACAGAUUAGGACUACCGUGUUCCUUAAUUUACAUACAAGAAAGUGAAGCCUUGAGUAGUUUAAUUAGGACUUGCAGAUGGAAGUUAGCCCCACAGGCACAUUAUGUUUGGCCUGUUGGGAUGCUUUAAAAUCUUGUUUUCAUUGAAAACUCAGAGGCUCUGACACUGUUGGACUGAUAUUCUUGCACGGCAUCGAUUGGCUAGAAUUGUGUAGACACUGUCCCUUUCCCAGGAUUCAUAUAUCGGCAGGUUUGCAAUCCUCACAAUUCCAUUUUGUUUGAGACCUCUUUCACUUAUUCAUGUUACCUGCCUUGCCCUUCUGAAGAUUUUCUUUUAUAUAGCAAGUCAGAGGCAGGGUAGAAACUUCUCUCCAGAUUUCUAAAGCAAUUUUAGGUUCCUACCCUCAUCACUCAGGCAGUGGUGUAAAAGCAGGAGAAACCCUGAGGCCCCUCCCUUCAAUGCCAUUGACUUGCUUUGUGGAUCUGAACAGAUCACUUACUUAACUCUUCUGAACUUCAAUUUUGUUGUCUGUCAAAUGAGUCAUCAUAAGCAUUUAAAUCAUGCAUGUAGUUUUAAAAAAUUAAGAGCAUCCCUGUAUAAUCAUAGUUAAUAUUUUAUUUAUUAGAUUGUUUUUAAAUGCUGCUUCAACCAUGUUCUUUUCCUACUGUUAAUACCAUCAGUGCUUUGAAUUCUAUAGGAUACGUUCCAAAUUUCUCGGUGAUAGAUUCGCUGGCCCCAGCCGUUUGGUUCCAACAUACCUUGCCAAAGCAUCUUUUACUUUGUAUGUAAUGUGAUGUAAUUCAUUCACCAUUCAUUUCCCUUCCUCCCAUACUCCCCACUACUCAUUCUUUUAUCCCAUAAAUAUUGAGUACCUCUUCUCAAGGUUCUGUUCCCAGCACAGGAGGUUACAAAGUUGAAUGAGACAAAAUCCCUGCCUCUCACAUUCUUACUUUUGAAUAUAUCUUCCAUCUGCUUGCCUCUUUUGCUCAUACUGUUCUUUUUCUCUUUCAUUGUUUUUUUCAACAAAUAUGUAUUGAAUGCCUUCUGUGCCUUCAUGGGAUGUUGCUGUUGUAACAAAGUCCCUGCUCCUUUUGCAUUUAUGUUCUUGGGAGUGAAUAGUCAUUUUAUUUAAAAAACAAAACAAAACAGUGCAUAAGGGGCCAGCAUUGUGGCACAGGGGGUUAAGCUACAAUUUGUCACACUGGUAUCCUGUAUCAGAGUCCCAACUGCUCUGUUUCCAAUCCAGCUCCUCUGCUAAUGUGCCGGGGAAAGCAGCAGAAGAUGUUCCAAGUAUCUGGGCUCCUGCCACCUACAUGGGAGACCUAGGCUCUUGGCUUCCAGUCCUGACUGUUAGGGACAUUUGGAGAGUGAACCAAAGAAAGUCUCUCUCUUUCUCUUCCUCUGUUUCUGUCACUCUGCCUUUCAAAUCAAUCAAUCAAUCUUUAAGAAUAUACAUAUUAUGCAUUAUUUAAAAUCUUUUCACACCAAAAUCCACUUAUAAUUCCAUUUUCUGCACUUUUUGAAGUACCUUCACAUAUAUCAUAGGGCUAAAAAGAAUGGUAGGGAGGAUUUUUAAAAAAAAUAUUUAUUUAUUUGGAUGCAGAAUUACAGAGAGGUAGAGGCAGAGGGGGAGAGAGAGAGAGAGAGAGAGAGAAAGAAUGAGGUUGAGAGGUCUUCCAUCAGCUGGUUCACUCCCCAGAUGGCUGCAAUAUCCAGAGCUGCACCAAUCCCAAGCCAGGAGCUUCUUCCAGGUUUCCCAUGUGGGUGCAGGGGCCCAAGAAUUUGGGCCAUUUUCUACUGCUUUCCCAGGCUAUAUCAGAGAGCUGGAUCGGAAUAGGAACAGCCAGGACUUGAACCAGCACCCAUAUGGGAUGCUGGCACUGCAGGCGGCAGCUUUACAUACUACGCCACAGCACCAUCCCCAAGGAUUUUUUUUUUUUUUAACAGAUUGAUUUAUCUGAAAGAGAAUGAGGGCGAGAGAGAGAAAAAGAAAGUUCCAUCCAUUGGUUCAUGGCUUCAACAGUUGGGGCUGGGCCAGGCUGAAGCCAAAAGGUUCAUGCGGGUCUCCUACAUGUGUGCAGAGUCCUAGAUACUUGGGUCAUCUUCUACUGCUUUUUCCCAGGCCAUUAGCAUGGAGCUGGAUUGGAAGUGAGGCAGCCGGGUCUCAAGCCAGUGCCCAUAUGGGAUGCCAGCAAUACAGGUGGUGGCUUUACCAGCUUUGCCACAACACCAGCUCCAGGGAGGAUAGAAAGUAACAGUGAAGAUCAAUAAUUUUAGAUGAGGUAGUGAGAGAUAGCCUUUAUAAACAGAGACCUGAAAGGAUAGUUGAACAGAGAAAUGAAACAAGUGAGGGAGGGGCCUGGAGGGAAUCUGGAGGAAGAAUUGUCCAGGCACAAUGCACAAGUAAUGAGUGGCAUGUUCAAGGGACAUGCGGAGGGAAGGGUAAGUAGUGAGCUCAGAAGGUUGGAGGACAUUACAGGCCCUGGUGAAUGCCUAGGCUGUUGGCUGCAGAAUCAGUUGCAUCACCUCUGAGUUUUUAUCUCAAGUUUCAUUGUGAAACCCGUGUUCAUUCCUGUUGAUGAUGAUUCCUCCUUCCAACUUGCAGAAUACCUGUUGGCCACAUAGCUCCUGUGCAGCUUUAACUAUGUUAGCAGUGGGUGUCUGGUUGGCUUCUUAUAGGUCCUCUGUUCUGUCCUACCUUCUUUGUAAGCCCCUCUAGUUUAGGGACAUAAGCAUUUCAAUCCUAUGUGAUGAUUGCAUCUACUUGGUGCUUAAUGUAUGUUUAUCUUAUGAAACCCUGGCUUCAGAUGUCAGCAGUAGGAAUUUGAAAAUGAUGUCUGAUAAAGAAGUGAGAGGACUUGAUCGUAGAUUGGACAUAAGGAAUGAUGAUCCUGGAGGAAUAAUGGCGUAAGGGACAGAAGAAAGGAAGGAGGAGAAGCUGAUUUGGGGGGUAUAUUGAUGAAUUUGAUUUGGGAUUUAUUGAGCUUUCUAUGCUCACAGGAUAUCUAAGGGGAGCUGUCCAGAAUGAUGUGGAUGUGUCAGAAUACAUGUAGAGUAUUGGAAUGAUCUUGAUUGCUGCUUGCAGUUAUGUAAUCUCAAACACAGGGACAGCCUCUAUGUUUUUAUGUUCUUAGAACAAGGGCUGGCAAGUACUUAAGCCAUUUGUCUUUAACAGAUCUGUGGAGAUGCAUGGGAAGGUUGGCAUGCAGCCUUGCUGUUUGUCACGGACUAAGGUAAUUGUGGCUCUGAAUCCCAGCCUCGCCAUUUUUACCUGUGUGGUCUUGGUCAGGGAAAGUGGCCCCUCUGAACUUCAGCAUCCUCAUCUGGAAAAUGGAACAGUAAGACCUUCUCUGCAGGGCUAUGAGCUGAUGAAUAUAAGCAUAGAUUCUAGCAUGGAGUGAUGGCUCAAUAGUACCUAUUCAUCGGCUAUAAUUAUUAUCAUUAUUAUUAUAAUUAAGAUAAGCCUUUCACUGUGGAGUUUCACUCUCAGGCUUGGAAGAGAUCUCAAAAGUAAUUGUUUUGGUGUUGCUAAUGACUUGUUCUGCAUAUAAUCUCCCCAGUAACUAAUCCUGGCAGUGCAUUCAGAACUCUGAGAGUAAGUUGAACAUUGUUGGAACACUGGACUCAGAGUACAUCAGUCAGUGUUAUAGAAGCUUACAUAUUACGUUACCAGCAAUUAAAAGGGCCUCAUGGUGGGAUAGGUGUUGAAGGGCACUUUGGAUAAUAAGCAAUAGAAUUACGUAGCGUUUUGGAUUUGUAGAUGUAUCUCCUUAAAUAAGGUGAUAUCAUUUCACAGAAGGUAAAUAAAAUUCAAUCCUCAUAGCAACAUUUUUAUAGUGAUAGAAUGAGCACUAAAUUUUGAGAGAAGCAAAUAGAAUCUAUUCAAGUUCAUGUGGGAGAAAAACUCUUGCUUACAUUUUGUAUCCUGUUAGAUGCCUCUACUUCUUUUUUCCUUCAAAUCAGAAAUUAAGGUUUUGUUAGUCCAUUGAUCUAGAGUCCUUUCCUUUUCAAUAUACGUCACAAGUCUAUGCUUUGAAAUGGCUUCCUGGAGGUUCUGACUCCUUAGGAGCUGCUGGGGCUUCUAAAACUGUGAGCUUUACUUUUUUGCAUUAGAGCAGAUGUCGUGGCACUAAGACCCAGAAACCAUUUGCUUGUGUGGCUGGAGCUGGGCAGGCUGUGCUUGCACUGAAGGGAAGGAAGUCAUUAGUGCAGACUGAGCUGUGGAGUUGGGUUCUUGCAGGAUUUCCUUCCAGCCUUUCCCCACUAAGGUUCUUGGGAAUUAAAAAAAAAUCUAAACACACAAACCAAGUUUUCCUAUUUACAGUGUUCAGGGAAGGUGGGCAUUUCGGGAAGGGCAGAACCUUUUCCCAAGUUAGCCAAGAAGGAAGAGAAAACAGCGUAAAGAAGCUCUGAUGACAGAUCUUUGGAAUUUUCUUUGCUAAAUUUUACAAACGAGAAGUACACCCAGAAUUUUGGGAAUUGCUCCAGGCUGCGCGUGAGGGUUUGAUUGCUUGUCUAAUCUUUUUUGAGAAGAGGAGAAUUCGCCAAAAGGGGUUUGGAUGGCAGGAGCCCGACUGGGUGUCUGCAGCGGCUCUCGUUCUCAGUCUCUUCCGUGAGGGAGGGUCUCUGCAGCCGGCCCGGAGACCCCCGCCGCAGGCUCCUUUUGCAGGCGCCGGUCGGGAAAAUGCCCCGCUCGGGCAGAAGUACGCCGGUGGCUGCUGGGACUUCCUAGCCCGGUGGGAAGUGUGUUCGUUGUUUGGGAUACUUUUCAUUGAACUGAAGGCGAAAAGACUGGACUCUCCUGGGCUUUUUCCCUUCGCAGUGAAUAUGGGAAAGAAUUAGGGGUGGGAGGGAGGCAGCAUGACUUGCAGUCGCCGCUGCCCUGCAUCUGCCCCCAGCCCCCAGCCAACAUCUUGAUGUUCCACGUAUCGGCUGUACAAAUAUGAUGAAAUGGCAGCCCCGGAAGAAGGCAUACUUCCGACAGGGCGUUGCCCUCCAGUACCUUGGACGUCAUGCGGAUGCCCUGGCAGCCUUUGCCUCCGGGCUGGCUCAGGAUCCCAAGAGCCUCCAGCUUCUGGUGGGGAUGGUAGAAGCUGCCAUGAAAUCUCCCAUGAGAGACUCCCUCGAGCCCACGUAUCAGCAGCUUCAGAAAAUGAAACUGGACAAGAGUCCCUUUGUGGUCGUGUCUGUGGUUGGGCAGGAGCUCCUGACAGCUGGCCAUCACGGGGCUUCUGUGGUUGUCUUAGAAGCUGCGCUGAAGAUUGGCACCUGCAGCCUCAAACUGAGAGGUUCUGUUUUCUCUGCCCUGAGCAGUGCGUACUGGUCUCUUGGAAACACAGAGAAGAGCACUGGAUACAUGCAGCAGGACUUGGAUGUAGCCAAGACCUUAGGUGACCAGACCGGAGAAUGCCGAGCUCAUGGGAAUCUGGGCUCUGCAUUCUUCUCCAAAGGAAAUUACCGCGAGGCUCUCACUAGCCACAGGCAUCAGCUGGUGCUCGCCAUGAAACUCAAGGACCGAGAGGCAGCUUCAUCAGCCCUGAGCAGUCUGGGCCACGUGUACACAGCCAUUGGAGACUACCCCAAUGCUCUGGCCAGUCACAAACAGUGUGUUCUUCUCGCCAAGCAAUCCAAAGACGAACUUUCUGAAGCCCGAGAGCUUGGCAACAUGGGAGCUGUGUACAUUGCCAUGGGUGACUUUGAGAAUGCUGUACAGUGCCACGAGCAACAUCUGAAGAUAGCCAAGGACCUGGGGAACAAGCGAGAGGAGGCCCGGGCCUACAGCAACCUGGGCAGUGCCUAUCACUACAGGAGGAACUUUGACAAGGCCAUGUCCUACCACAACUACGUGCUGGAGCUGGCGCAGGAGUUGGUGGAGAAGGCUAUUGAGAUGCGGGCCUAUGCUGGCCUGGGCCAUGCUGCCAGGUGCAUGCAGGAUUUGGAAAGAGCCAAGCAGUACCACGAGCAGCAGCUGAGCAUCGCUGAGGACCUCAAAGACCGGGCUGCCGAAGGGCGAGCGUCAUCCAAUCUGGGCAUCAUACACCAGAUGAAGGGCGACUAUGACACGGCGCUGAAGCUCCACAAGACCCACCUGUGCAUCGCCCAGGAGCUGAGCGACUACGCCGCCCAGGGCCGUGCCUACGGGAACAUGGGCAAUGCCUACAACGCGCUGGGCAUGUACGACCAGGCGGUCAAGUACCACCGGCAGGAGCUGCAGAUCUCCAUGGAGGUGAACGACCGCGCCUCGCAGGCCUCCACGCACGGGAACCUGGCUGUGGCCUACCAGGCCCUAGGCGCCCACGACCGGGCCCUGCAGCACUAUCAGAACCACCUGAACAUCGCCCGGGAGCUGCGAGACAUCCAGAGCGAGGCCCGGGCCCUCAGCAACCUGGGCAACUUCCACUGCUCGCGGGGGGAGUACGGCCAGGCCGCCCCCUACUACGAGCAGUAUCUGCGGCUCGCUCCCGACCUUCAAGACAUGGAAGGAGAAGGGAAGGUCUGCCACAACCUUGGCUAUGCCCAUUACUGCCUUGGGAAUUACCAGGAGGCCGUGAAAUACUACGAGCAGGACCUGGCGCUGGCCAAGGACCUUCACGACAAAUUGAGCCAAGCGAAAGCCUAUUGCAACCUGGGCCUGGCAUUUAAGGCUCUGCUGAAUUUCAGCAAAGCUGAAGAGUGUCAGAAGUACCUACUGUCUCUAGCCCAGUCCCUGAAUAAUUCCCAGGCUAAAUUUCGAGCCCUGGGGAACCUGGGCGAUAUAUUUAUCUGUAAAAAGGAUAUAAAUGGUGCAAUAAAGUUCUACGAGCAGCAGCUGGGCUUAGCUCACCACGUAAAGGACAGGAGGCUGGAGGCCAGUGCGUACGCGGCCCUGGGCACUGCUUACCGGAUGAUCCAGAAGCACGACAAGGCCUUGGGUUACCACACCCAGGAACUGGAGGUGUAUCAGGAGCUGAGUGACUUGCCGGGGGAGUGCAGAGCUCACGGGCACCUGGCCGCUGUCUACAUGGCCCUCGGGAAGUACACCAUGGCAUUCAAGUGUUAUGAGGAGCAGCUGGAGCUAGGGCAGAAGCUGAAAGAUCCGAGUUUAGAAGCCCAGGUCUAUGGUAACAUGGGCAUCACAAAGAUGAACAUGAACGUGAUGGAAGAAGCCAUCGGCUACUUCGAGCAGCAGCUGGCCAUGCUGCAGCAGCUGAGCGGAAAUGAAUCUGUGCUCGACAGGGGCCGGGCCUACGGCAACCUAGGGGAUUGCUAUGAGGCCCUGGGUGACUACGAGGAAGCUAUCAAGUACUAUGAGCAGUAUCUGUCUGUGGCCCAGAGUCUCAAUCGGAUGCAGGACCAAGCCAAGGCCUACCGGGGCCUAGGAAACGGACACAGGGCGAUGGGGAGCUUGCAGCAAGCCCUUGUGUGCUUCGAAAAGAGGCUCGUGGUUGCCCACGAGCUUGGGGAGGCCUUCAAUAAAGCGCAGGCCUACGGAGAGCUGGGGAGUCUGCACAGCCAAUUAGGGAAUUACGAACAAGCCAUUUCCUGCCUGGAACGCCAGCUGAACAUUGCUAGAGAGAUGAAAGACCGAGCCCUGGAGAGCGAUGCGGCCUGUGGCCUAGGCGGUGUUUACCAGCAGAUGGGCGAGUACGACACAGCCCUGCAGUACCACCAGCUCGACUUGCAGAUAGCGGAAGAGACCAACAACCCCACGUGCCAGGGCCGCGCCUACGGGAACUUGGGCCUGACGUACGAGUCCCUGGGCACCUUCGAGAGGGCCGUGGUAUACCAAGAACAGCACUUGAGCAUCGCUGCCCAGAUGAACGACCUGGUGGCCAAGACGGUGUCAUACAGCAGCCUGGGAAGGACCCACCACGCCUUGCAGAACUACUCCCAGGCCGUCAUGUACUUACAGGAAGGUUUGAGAUUAGCCGAGCAACUGGGCCGGAGAGAAGACGAGGCUAAAAUUCGCCAUGGUCUUGGCCUCUCCCUUUGGGCUAGUGGAAACCUGGAGGAGGCCCAACACCAGCUUUACAGGGCAUCGGCCCUGUUUGAAACCAUCCGGCACGAGGCCCAGCUGAGCACAGACUACAAACUCUCCCUGUUUGACCUGCAGACGUCAUCGUAUCAGGCCUUGCAGCGGGUGCUCGUCAGCCUAGGCCACCACGACGAAGCGCUGGCGGUGGCAGAAAGGGGGCGGACAAGGGCAUUUGCCGAUCUUCUGGUGGAGCGACAGACGGGACAGCAGGACUCCGACCCCUACUCCCCGGUCACUAUCGAUCAGAUCUUGGAGCUGGUCAACAGCCAGAGGGGCCUGGUGCUCUACUACUCCCUGGCCGCAGGCUACCUGUACAGCUGGCUGCUUGCUCCGGGGGCAGGAAUUCUGAAGUUUCACGAGCACUACCUGGGUGACGGCACAGUGGAGAGCUCCGGGGACUUCCAGGCUGGCAGCAGCGCAGCCCUCCCGUCGGUGACCAGCUCGGCCCUGGAGCACCACAUCGCCAGCGUCCGGGAGGCCCUGGGGGUGGAGUCCUACUACUCCAGAGCCUGUGCCAGCAGCGAGACGGAGAGCGAAGCCGGGGACAUCAUGGACCAGCAGUUGGAAGAGAUGAACAGCAAACUCAACUCAGUCACCGACCCCACGGGCUUCCUGCGCAUGGUUCGCCGCAACAACCUCUUCAACAGGAGCUGCCAGAGCGUCACCAGCCUGUUCAGCACGGCGUCGCCCGCCAAGGACGGGACCUCGUCUCUCCCCAGGAGGCAGAGCGCACUGGCCAAGCCCCCGCUCCGGGCCCUGUACGACCUGCUCAUAGCACCCAUGGAAGGGGGCCUGAUGCACUCCAGCGGCCCGGUGGGCCGGCACCGGCAGCUGGUCCUGGUCCUGGAGGGGGAGCUCUACCUCAUCCCCUUCGCCCUGCUGAAGGGAAGCUCCUCCAACGAGUACCUGUACGAGCGCUUCGCCCUCAUCGCCGUGCCCGCCAUCCGCUCGCUCAGCCCGCACUCCAAGACUCAGCUGAGGAAGAGCCCGCCCACCUACUCCAGUUCCACGUCCAUGGCGGCUGUCAUCGGCAACCCCAAGCUGCCGUCGGCCGUGAUGGACAGGUGGCUGUGGGGGCCCAUGCCGGCGGCCGAGGAGGAAGCCUACAUGGUGUCGGAGCUGCUGGGCUGCCAGCCCCUGGUGGGCAGCGUGGCCACCAAGGAGAGGGUCAUGAGCGCCCUGACCCAGGCCGAGUGCGUGCACUUCGCCACCCACAUCUCCUGGAAGCUGUCGGCCUUGGUCCUCACGCCCAGCGCGGACGGCAACCCGGGCAGCAGCAAGAGCUCCUUCGGCCACCCCUACACCAUCCCCGAGUCCCUGCGGGUGCAGGACGACGCCAGCGACGCCGAGAGCAUCUCGGACUGCCCGCCCCUGCAGGAGCUGCUGCUCACGGCCGCCGACGUCCUGGACCUGCGGCUGCCCGUGAAGCUGGUGGUGCUCGGCUCCUCCCAGGAGUCCAACGGCAGGGUCACGGCCGACGGGGUCAUCGCGCUCACGCGCGCCUUCCUGGCCGCCGGCGCGCAGUGUGUGCUCGUGUCCCUGUGGCCGGUGCCCGUGGCCGCUUCCAAGAUGUUCAUCCACGCCUUCUACUCGUCGCUGCUGAAUGGCCUCAAGGCCAGCGCGGCGCUGGGGGAGGCCAUGAAGGCGGUGCAGAGCAGCAAGGCCUUCGCGCACCCGUCCCACUGGGCAGGCUUUCUGCUCAUCGGGAGCGAUGUCAAGCUUAACAGUCCCUCGUCCAUCAUCGGCCAGGCCCUCACGGAGAUCCUGCAGCACCCGGAGCGCGCCCGCGACGCCCUGCGCGUGCUGCUGCACCUGGUGGAGAAGUCCCUGCAGCGCAUCCAGAACGGGCAGCGCAACGCCAUGUACACGUCCCAGCAGAGCGUGGAGAACAAAGUGGGCGGCAUCCCCGGCUGGCAGGCGCUCCUCACCGCCGUGGGCUUCCGGCUGGACCCCCCGGCCAGCGGGCUGCCGGCCGCCGUCUUCUUCCCCACCUCCGACCCGGGCGACCGGCUCCAGCAGUGCAGCAGCACCCUCCAGUCCCUGCUGGGUCUGCCCAACCCCGCCCUCCAAGCCCUCUGCAAACUCAUCACGGCCUCGGAGACAGGGGAGCAGCUCAUCAGCCGGGCUGUUAAAAAUAUGGUGGGAAUGCUCCACCAGGUGCUCGUGCAGCUCCAGGCCGGCGAGAAGGAGCAGGACUUCGCCUCGGCCCCCAUCCAGGUCUCCAUCAGCGUGCAGCUGUGGCGGCUCCCGGGCUGUCACGAGUUCCUGGCAGCUCUAGGUUUUGAUCUCUGUGAAGUGGGCCAGGAGGAAGUCACCCUGAAGACCGGGAAGCAGGCCAGCCGGCGAGCCGUGCACUUCGCGCUCCAGUCCCUGCUCGCUCUCUUCGAUUCCACGGAGCUGCCCAAACGCCUCAGCCUCGACAGCUCCUCCUCGCUGGAGUCCCUGGCCUCCGCGCAGUCGGUUUCCAACGCCCUGCCCCUGGGCUACCAGCAGCCCCCCUUCUCCCCCACCGGCGUGGACAGCAUGGCCUCGGACGCCAUCUCCGUGUACAGCCUGAGCUCCAUCGCCUCCUCCAUGAGCUUUGUCUCCAAACCCGAGGCGGGGCCAGAAGGCGGGGGCCCCAGGCCCAAGAAUGCCCACCCGCAGAGAUCCACCCUGCCUCGCGGCCAGCUGUCCCCGCAGAGCCGCCCCGCGGGCCACAGGGACGAAGAAGAAUACGAGGGGUUCUCCAUCAUCAGCACGGAGCCCCUGGCCUACCACGAAAACAGGAAGGGCCAGGGCCGCUUCUCCCCAGACCACAGGGCGCCCCGAGGCGGGCCGGCGGGCGGGGUCAAAGUGUCCGUGAGCUCCAAGGGCAGCGUCAGCACACCCAGCUCGCCGGUCAAAAUGACUCUCAUCCCCAGCCCCAACUCGCCCUUCCAGAAGGUAGGAAAACUGGCCAGUUCAGACACAGGAGAAUCGGACCAGUCUAGCACAGAAACAGACAGUACCGUGAAGUCCCAAGAAGAGGGCAACCCAAAGCUCGAGCCGCAGGAGCUGGCCCAGAAGAUCCUGGAGGAGACGCACAGCCACCUCAUGGCCGUGGAGCGGCUCCAGAGGGGCGGCCAGGCCGGGAAGGGCCUCGGGGCUGAGGACGCGCGCCCGGCGCCCGGCGGUGCAGCCGUCUUCAGGGCGUCCGAGACGAGCGCCUUCAGCAGGCCCGUCCUCUCCCACCAGAAGAACCAGGCCUCCCCGGUCACUGGCAGACCCAAGCCCCCCGCCAGGAGCUCGUCCCUCCCCAAGGUGAGCUCAGGCUACAGCAGCCCCGCCGCCUCGGAGGCGUCCGUCAAGGACAGCCCGAGCCAGCACAGCGGCCGCCCGUCGCCCGGCUCCGACUCCCAGGCUUCCCUGGCCGAGCAGCCCCUGUUUAAGCUCAAGUACCCCAGCUCGCCUUACAGCGCGCACAUCUCCAAGUCCCCGAGCUCAGGCCACCAGUCGCCUGCGGGCAGCGCCCCGUCCCCCGCGCUCUCCUACUCCUCGGCCGGCUCCGCGCGCUCCAGCCCGGCCGAUGCCCCCGACAUAGACAAACUGAAGAUGGCCGCCAUCGACGAGAAGGUGCAGGCCGUCCACAACCUCAAGAUGUUCUGGCAGAGCGCCCCCCAGCACUCGCCAGGCCCCAUGAAGCUGUUCCGGGGCACCCCUGGCACCAUGGCUUCCAAAAGGGACGUCCUCAGUCUGCUGAACCUGUCCCCUCGGCACAACAAGAAGGAGGAGGGGGCAGACAAGCUGGAGCUGCAGGAGCUGUCCACGCAGCAGCGCGACGGGGCGCCGCCGCAGGCCCCCCCCAACGGACACUGGCGCCCCGAGCCCGCCGGCCCCGCCAGCGCCGCACGCCCCCUCAGACUCCCCUCGGGAAACGGCUACAAGUUCCUGUCCCCAGGAAGGUUCUUCCCUUCUUCCAAAUGCUGAAGCGUCUUCCGAGCCUGGGUGCGGCCCCCACACAGCCGCCAGCACCACCUCACGCCGGCGCACUCUGGACCGGGGCCACCGCCGCCCCACGCCCGGGCGGCCCCUCGGGGCCAGGUCCGCCGAACGCCAGGACUGCCGUGGGCCAGGACAGGAGGCUCACGAUGCAGUCUACACUCGCCAAAUGUUUACCCUCCCACUCCCCGCUUCUCAUCUCGGGUGCACUCUCAACGGGCUCUAGUACAACAGCGGUCACGGUUCUCGGGUGCGGGCAGGAAAGGGCGCAGCCCCUGACACGCGGCUUUCGGGUGCCGGCCGGGGAGGGCAGCACAGAACCUCCACGCGGAGCCCCGCACAAGUGCCGCGCUAGCGAGACCCGCAGGGGCAGCUCCGCGCCACGGGGCUCGCCAGCGUCCUCUGGGCCCCUCUGUCAACCAAACUUGAAUUUUCUUAAGAAAUUUAUGUAACUGUUAUCCAGGCAUUUUAGAACUAUGCAAUUGUGAUUUAAAAUGCAACUUUGUGCUUUUAAAACGUUACUGACCUUUUUUGUACAUGGAUGAACAACUUGGUUUUAUUAUCAAUAAUACUUUGCAUUUAUAGCUGUUAUUUUUAAAAACUCAAAGUUUUGUAAAAUGUCAAAUUUUGAGGAAUCAUCAAUAAGUAAUUAUCAAGUUCAGGGGGAAAGGUUGGGAACGAUUCAGUUUCUCUACAAGAAAACAAACCUCCCGUGGCUAACAAGGUUCAUGAGAAGUUCGCCUUCCGGCUCCGGCUCCUGCUCCCUUAGAGUAGCUGUAUGAUUUUAUUCCUGCCCCAGGCCCCCCCAGCCCCCUCCACCCCAACCCAGUGCCAGCUCCCGCGACCGCAGCGGGAGACUCCGUCCCCACUGCCUGCUCCACGGGGAAGGGAGGCGAGGGGCCGGUCUAGUUAGGGAUACCUUUUAAUUUAUUUUAAUAAAGUACUGAAAUGCUGAAAAUCAUUAGUACUAAGUUUAGUUGGACAAGUGAGGUAAGUUUCUUUUCGACAGCUCCAAAGUAAACCCCGACCAUCCUCACAGUGAGGGCACAGGGCAGGGGCAGGAGGGGCCUGGCCGCAGGCUCCACCUCGGGAAGGCUUCUCCUCCCUGGGUGCUAGGCCUGACACCCCGCUCGGAUCCCCCCUGGAAGAGAGGCUAUUAACAGUGUGGUCGCAGGGGCAGAGGAGACAUGAGCGCAAGCUGCAGCCAGGCGCACGCAGACAGCCGUGAUGAACCUCAGCGCAGACCAACGCCUAGAUCCCAAGGACACUGCUGUUUUCAGUUUCAAACUCAAGAGCCAGACAGUACUUGUGAUUUAAAAAAAAAAAGUGUUUUUUUGUCCCAUGUGCAAGUUCCAAGGAAGAGCAGCAAAGCUGGUAGAAGCAGAGGACCCCUGCAGGUCCCGAGCCCGCGCCCGGCGGCUGCCAGGCCGCGCGUCGCCACCUGGGUGAAGAGCGCACAGCACACAGCGGAGCGCGUCGUUCAGCUCACGCCCAGGGCUGCGCGCGCUCACCGUCACGCGACAGGCCGGCCCUGUGCUCAUCCCGGCUUAGCCACGGCCACUCCAGCCGCCGUCUGGUCACCCACACGGCGGGUCUGGCCACGAGCUAAGGAUGGAAUUUUACCUUGUACAAUGGUUCUAUAAAUACCUACAUAAUAUUCUCCAUUUUGCCUCUUAGCCCACAGAGCCUAAAGUAGCUCAUCGGGGCCUUUUAAGGAGAAGUUUUCUGAUGCCUGGUGCAGACGACGUGAAACACAAACGGAGCUGGCCCUGCUUCCACGGGCUCGCAGGAGCCUCAGGGAGCAGGCAGCACGGCCUGGCGGGCCCGGGCACCUGAGCACAGGAGGGCGCCUGAGCAGCCCCUGGCUUUUCACCCCACAACCUUCCCUGCUUGGGAGGCGUCAACAGUUUUGCUUCCCACGUGCAGGCAGCAUUGGCUAGAUUUUUUUUAAGUUCUGUAAACUGGGAUGCCCUGCCCCUCCUGUACCCCAUCAAACGCAGAGACUGACACAAGCAAUAACCCCUCUUAGAAACCCUGGCGCGACCGCAAAGUGAGCGAGCUGAACUGGGAUUCCCACGACAGAACGAGCUCCUAAACGGACGCUUCAAUCCACAUUGGCAUGCAGCAAAGUCAAACAGUUCUCUCCCAGUCCCGUUUCUGAAAACGUCACAGCCCGCACUGACCCAAGAUGAGGUGUCACCGCACAGCCCCCCCCCCUCCCCGGGACCCCUGGUCGGUGAGCACUGCGGCAGUCCCUGGUCCAGCCUGUCCAGCCACCUCCCAGCCACACGCGCUUGCAGACUCACAGGAAUGGUAGCCUGGUUGGUUUGGGUUCAGGUUGGAAAAUCCAAUGCAAUAAUCUGGUUUGCAUUUAGUGAGUAGGCAGAGAGGAACGACUGUGUAAUUUUCAUCACCUGCUUUGUCGUUUUAUCUAAAAUGUACCUGUGGUUUGUGAACCGAGCCCCCGUGUGCACCAGGCCCAUCGGCACCCCCGUGCCCCCCCUCCCCCCUCAGACGCCUCCCACUCGCCACUCACGCUCCUUACGCGCAGUGUUAGCCAUCUUUGGCCUCUGUGGACUUUUUUGUAGACGGCGCGGUUCCAUCCGCAUUCCACUUUUUCUACUGCAGAGUUUACCGUGGAAGAGAGCUUCCUAUUUUUAUGGAGACUGCUGGGGCACUUGGCCUUCUUCCUUUGUGAUGUCAGUGUCUAUUAAAGCAUGAGUUCUGACGUUUUAA
Molecule: messenger RNA, 19358 nt
Organism: Oryctolagus cuniculus (rabbit)
Lineage: Eukaryota; Metazoa; Chordata; Mammalia; Lagomorpha; Leporidae
Gene: TTC28
Product: tetratricopeptide repeat domain 28
Molecular function (GO): protein binding
Source: RefSeq, a predicted model, not a curated record